Triplophysa rosa is the source of this 9922-nucleotide messenger RNA. It is a transcript of the gene akap13b, whose product is annotated as A-kinase anchoring protein 13. The transcript has 39 exons. The coding region runs from base 399 to 7826 and encodes 2475 amino acids. Gene Ontology annotation, biological process: regulation of Rho protein signal transduction; positive regulation of canonical NF-kappaB signal transduction; adrenergic receptor signaling pathway. Lineage: Eukaryota; Metazoa; Chordata; Actinopteri; Cypriniformes; Nemacheilidae. Gene Ontology annotation, cellular component: membrane; actin cytoskeleton. The record is from RefSeq and is a predicted model, not a curated record. Gene Ontology annotation, molecular function: guanyl-nucleotide exchange factor activity; MAP kinase scaffold activity.
AUAGAAGAAUAGAAGCUGCUACAGCGUAACAAGUGGUUGGUCUCGUUACAUUCAGAGAGAUUUACUAAAAUCGCUAAAAUUACCACAGGAUAGAAGUUGAAACAUCGUCACAAUCGGCUGUUUUGUGACAUUUUACAGCACUUUACAUCCGCUGUAGUUUGAAUUAAGAAGUUGCAACAAGCGGUUUGUUUCGUGGCGUCCGUGUACUUAACAGCGCGUGGAAGAAGUGCACAUCCAUACAAGUAGUGGAAAAGAAGGGGCAACUCGGAGUGUUUGCGGUUUGCAGCCAAAGAGUCACACGGAGAGGAUCCUGGAUGUGUUUUCUGGUCGUUUAAAGGGAAUGAGAGAGAGAGAGCAGAGCACGCUUUGAGCACGGCAGCGUUUAAGUGGCCAGUGCCAUGAAACUGAAUCCACAGCAAGCUCCGUUGUAUGGCGAGUGUCUGCUGACGGUCCAGCUCUGUGAGGAAGAGUGUGUCGAGAACGAAGAGGAUGUAGAGUUUUAUCUUUUGUUUGCUGGCACCACCCAACGGCACGUUUCCAGCACUUUGAAAAUCAGCCAUGUCACGCUGCAGGCCGUGUGUCCAGCUCAUGAUUGCAGCGAAACCGUGCGGGUUACGCUGUGCCAGGCUCGGCCGGGGGGCUCAGUUGAUCCCGUGGCUGAGGAACGCUUCCAGUUCGUGCAGGACCUCGCCCUGGAUAUGGCCCAGUUUCUGGUAAACACGGCUGGGAAGAGCGAGGGGGCGUUACUUCUGGACGAGUGUCAGACACCCCUGAAGGAGUGCGAGAGGUUGGAUGAUACUCUAGCCCUUGCUCUUAAGCAUCUGCCCCUACCGCCAGGCUGGAGCGUCCUGGGCACAGACUUUCCCAUAGAAACUAGUUUGGGAAUGGAACCUGGACCACAAGACACACUUUUGCACUUUGCUGCGAAACGCGGGCUGCGCAAGGUAGCGAUCUUUCUUCUCCAGCAACCAGGGGGAAGAGAGGCUCUCCGACUCGCCAACAAACAGGGUCGUACGCCGGCCAGGGUCGCCCAGAAGAGAGGCCACAAACAACUCCAAAAACUGCUCACAGAGGUUGAGAACUUGCCAGAGCUGGAGACGAAAGCGUCCAAGUGGCGUUACCCGGGAGGGAGAGUGCUGCUACACCACCCGAAGGUAAACACCUACACCCUGACACUGGAGGACGUGCCAGGUAGUCCUCCGCCUAACCUUCGGCAUGAUGUGGAGGAGCUCCAACAUCUUAUUCGGUCACAUCAGAAGGAAGAUUCUCUGGUACAGCCUAAGCCUGCGCUGCUGAUUCUUGACAGAGGUUCAAGUCGUAGGACAGAGACUGUUGACUGCUUCAACUCGCUAGACUCUGAACAUCAAGAACCUAGUGCAGAACAAGAAACUUGCAAAGCGCUUCUGAACAAUCUGGCGGAUGGACUGUGCCCUUUUCAGAAUGGCACCGGAGAUCAUGGCCAAUCACGAGACAAGGAGGUGGAACCUGACACACCAGCUGUAGGGGAUACCGGGAAGGUGUCAGAUAAGUGUGCAGAGUGGCGGGCAGAAGCUGAUUCUGUGGGUUUCAGUGCCCCUUCCUGUGGAAACCAGGGAGAGGAAGCUGAUACAGAGCUCGGCGUAAUCAGUGCCAAGCAGGGCGUUGAUAAAGGGAACCAAGAGCCCGAAGCUUACCAGAGGAGUUCAGAGACCGACUCUAGCACACAAUCUGGCAACCUUGAGUCCUUAGACAUGGGCCACGCACAGUCUCAGGAUCACAGUUCCCUACCUACGGAAGCUAGUCAGUCCUUACAAAGAGAGGAUGGGAGUUUAGAUGUUUGUUGGAGAGGGGACUUACCAGAGGAAAAGGAAGGGGAGACAAAGAGCAGCAGCCAGGAAACAGUCUCAAACUCUUUAGCACUUUCUUCCCAUGAUCCAGAGGAAAAUGGUCAGCGUAACGACAAGAUCGAGCCUAAACCGGCUGCCAAGGGUUCUUCAGAAAACGGUGAACCUACCUUAAUCUCAAUUCAGAUAAAUUCUGACUUUAACUCAUUGGUUCAAAACAAUAAAAGUGGUGUUGCCGAUCCAGUCGAUUGCCCAGAGACAGGAAAUUGGAACGAACACACCAAAGGCAACUCUGACUCAGUUUCUGGUUUGGUCGCGGAUGACGUUAGCAUAAAGCAGAACUCUGGAUUUAGCAUUUCAGAAGUUGAUUCUUCGGAGCCAAUCAGUCUGCGGCCAAACAUGGCACCAGGACCUACUCACAAGGGUGGGCGAGGACUUACGCCUGUUCCUGAGACUUUAUCUCUUGAAGGACCAUCUGAGGAGCCUUCGGACCACUCUCACGCAUCAUCUUCAGAAACCACAUCAGAAUGUCUGGAGACGUUAUUGGACAACUUGGAAUGUGAAAUCAAAACAAAAGCAGGGGGAUAUGAUGGCAUCGCUAAGGAAGCAUUCCUGUCUGAAGAAAUUAAAAAAGUAACUCCUAAAGAAAGACCACAAUCUGAACCCUCUGAUGAAGCUAGCCGUCUACCCGUUGACUCUGAAACCUUUAUCACAACUGAUAUUCAACAGGGUGCGUCCACAGUAUUGUCCACAGAACCUUCUGACGUAAUAAUAGGAACGACAUUAAGAGAUAAAGAGGAAUUGAAAACAAAUGUUGAGCUGAACUCUUUGUCAAAAGAGGUUGAACAGAUUCUAGAGGAGCCAUCUGGAGAUGACACAAAUUUAAAUGAGAUUCAUGAGCUGUCAGUUACAGGUCCUGAACUUUCUGCGUUGAAUAUUGAACAAGAAGAAAUGAAGAAACAUCAGGAGGAACUUCUAGAGGAAAAGGAAAUGGUCUCCACUUCACAGGAAACAAUCGGCGAUCUUCCUGAUCGCUUGGAAACAGCACACGUCAGUGACACCGAAUGCAAGGCACACGUCCAGCUUCCAGAUCCUUCCUUGGAGGGCGUGAAUACAAUAUCAGAUCUUACUGUUGGUGUGAAUGACCUAGUUCAAGGUUUAAUGGAAAGCGCACACAACCAACCUUCCCAAACCGACGGGGUAGAAAUCUCUUAUGUGACUUCUGAUGGAUGCAUCGACUUGGCCACCAUUUCAAACGAGACGGCUUUCACUGAAGACAGUGCGGAUUCUUCUACGGAUGCUGUAAGUGAUGUAGUUGUGGGGUUGGAGAACGGCUCCACAUCUGACCUACACAAUCCCUCUUCCUUAACAGCUGAGCUGACUUCCCCUUUGGAUAUUAUUAGUGAAUUACAUCAGGAUUUAGAACACACUUCCUCAGUGGAUACAGAUAUUAGUUUGUCUACAGAACCGCGACCUUCCGAUACGACCGAGAGCGUGAGUGGAUUACAUCAAGAUAAUAUUAAGUGUUUGAUGGAGCAGAACGAAACCGCGGAGCAGCAUGCGGAGGAACCACAUGCAAUUGCAGAUGGCACUUUAGCAAAAGACGCAGUGGACGGACACCAAGACUCCUCAGCAGAUGUCGAAAAUUCUGAAGUGAUUCACAGAGAGACGGAGACAUUUUUUUCAGUUGAUUCGAGUCGAGUCGCUGGAGUGCAGGAGACCAAAACCAGUUCAGAAUUCCCCCCUUCGACUCCCUCACCGGAGAGGGUGCGACACACAGAAUCAGCGAGCACCAUGCGAGGGUCUGCCAGCGAUGGCGACUCUCUCCUCAGCCAAGAUUUGGGCGAGGACAGCGUUUUUAACAACAAGAGCGAGGACAGCAUCACCAUCACAAGUGGCGUAUCCAUGUCCUACUCCUCCUCCACCGACGACACCUCCAGCUUAGGCACCCCCAGCACGAUCCCUCAAUCCAGCACGGAGACGCCUGGAUCCAACCCCUUGCUGCCCGAAUCCCCCAGAGCUUCACCCGUCUCGGGGGAAACUGAGGAGGAGGAGAGAAAGGACCGCCUGACCGAAGUCCCAGAGCGUUCGGCUAUUUUACGCACCUCCAUGCGCUCCCUCUCUCCCUUCCGCAGGCACAGUUGGGGCCCGGGGAAAAACUCAGUGGGAGAGAUGGAGAUGAGUCAACGCAGUACGGCACGAAGUGAGGUGGAGCGCAGAUCCGCGGGCCAUAGGAGAAGCAUGAGCUGGUGUCCGUCAGUCGUCCUGCGUUCAGAGGGUGACGAAAUAAACAGCAGAAGUUACAGCCUGGAAGGUCUCUCAGCUGACAAGGAAGGAAGGAAAAGCACAAUCCAGCCUGUCCAGGAACCGAGCUGUCCAUCAAAACUAGACCGAGAGGAGAGAGGCUCGCUCGUGUCUCUUACUGAAGAAGAGCAGGAGUCUGACAUGGGCGACUGCAGCAGUUUGGACGGUCAGAAGUCUAUCCAGUCUGGACAGAGAUUCGUCACACCUCCUCUACAUCCGAUUCUCACCAAAUCCGUCUCCAUGUUGGCCAUCAGUCAAAAAGACCUGGAUGCGAAUGGACGGCCGCGACCUAAGCGACGAAUCUCCUUCUCCUUCAGCAUCUCGCCUUUGCUCCCCAAAUCUAAAACUGUCUUUUCUAUUGGCUCUUCAUCCAGUGAUGAUGAGGAUACAGUCAGAUUGAGCUCUUUCACAGGCACAUCAGGAUCAUUAGAAUACAGUAUUUCCGAGGAGGAUCCGGGUCCGUUACGGAGCGACAAUGAAGGCAAAGCUGGAGGAACCAAAGUCAGCAGGACCUUCAGUUACCUUAGGAGCAAAAUGAGCAAAAAGAACAAGAAGGAGGAGAAGGAGAAGAGUAAGGAGCGAGAGAGGGAUGCCAAAGACAAAGAGAGGAGAGCCUCAAAUGGACAUCUGUUUACUGCGGUCAUGACAGUACCCACAAUUACCUGCCACCAGUGCAACAAACCAAUCAACACUAAAGAUGCUUUCCUCUGCACCACUUGCAACGCACAAGUUCACAAGGGUUGCCGAGAGAGUCUUCCUGUUUGUGCCAAGGUGAAAAUGAAGCAGCAAAAACAACAAUCCGUUCCAGAUUGUGCCUCAAUGCCCAGCGUCACCCUAAGAAGUAAAACCAUCCCUGCACGGGAACGCCCGUGGUCCACCAUAUCAUUUCUAGACGACCAGCCCGCCCCACUCGCACCGCCUCGAAAAGGCCCAAGCAGUAUAAUGUCUUUCAACAGCAUCCCGCUUUCAAAGAGCAUGUCCAUAAACAACAUCGCAGGACAAAUGGAAGAUCCUCCUCUAAAGAGUCUGAAGUUUCUGUCACAGUCUACAGACUCUCUCCAUAAGACCAGUAAAGUAACAGAGUCCACAGAAUCUCUUACUGAUGAGGGUACAGAGAUGAUGGAUAAUCAUUUAAUGGGGGAAUUUGAGGCCGAUGUCAAAGAUCUGGAGGCCGAUUCUUGGAGCUUUAUGAUGGACAAGAAGUAUCUGAAACAACUUAAGAAGGACGUCAUCAAGAGACAAGAUGUCAUCUACGAGCUCAUCCAGACAGAAAUGCACCAUGUCAGAACCCUGAAGAUCAUGGCUGAUGUUUACAGUAAAGGCUUACAGAGAGAAGUUCAGCUGGAGGUCCAGACGGUAGAGAAGAUGUUCCCCAUGCUGGAGGAUCUUCUGGACUUGCACACACAGUUCUUCACGCACUUGGUCGAGAAGAAGAAAGAGGCGGCGUCGGAAAGCAAAGAAGAGGGACGCUUUGUUAUCAGAAAUAUUGGUGACAUGCUGGUCUCUCAGUUCUCGGGUUCCAACGCUGAGAGAAUGAAGAGGGUUUACGGAAAGUUUUGCAGUCGACACAAUGAAGCCGUGAACUUCUACAAAGAGCUACACACCAAAGACAAGCGCUUUCAAGCUUUCAUCAGGAAAAAGAUGAGCAGCCCUGUUGUCCGAAGGCUAAGCAUUCCUGAGUGUAUAUUGUUAGUCACACAACGAAUCACAAAGUACCCGGUGUUACUCCAGAGGAUACUGCAACACACGAAAGAAAAUGAAGAGGACCACGCAGAUGUAACCCAAGGUCUCAAGUUGGUAAAGGAGGUGAUCGCCACAGUGGACAACAAGGUGAAUGACCAUGAGAAGAAAAAGAGGUUAAAGGAAGUGUACAGCAGGACGGACAGUAAAUCCAUCAUGAGGAUGAAGAGCGGACAGAUGUUUGCCAGAGAGGAUCUGUUACGUGGGCAGAAACUGAUUCACGACGGGCCGCUGCAGCUGAAGAACACGGCUGGCAGACUGAAGGAUGUCCAGGCCUUGCUGCUGAGGGACGUGAUCGUGUUCCUGCAGGAGAAAGAUCAGAAAUACAUCUUCGCCUCCCUGGACCAGCGCUCCACUGUCAUUUCGCUGCAGAAACUCAUAUUGAGGGAAGUUGCCAAUGAGGAGAAGGGACUGUUUCUGAUCACGGCGGGCAUUGAGAAACCUGAGAUGGUAGAGGUGUACGCAAGCUCAAAGGAAGAGAGGAACACAUGGAUGCAGCUCAUACAGGAGGUCAUGCAGUCAAUACUCUCCAUUUCCUCCAGGGAGAGGGAUGAUGAAGAAGGUGUGCCCAGCGAGAAUGAAGAAGACAGAAGACUUCAGGAGAUCAGAGUCAAGGAGUUGAAAGAUCAGCUGCAUAAGAGAGAUGAACAGAUCUUGUCUUUCCUGGAGGAGAAAGUGAAGUUGUUCAGGGACAUGUGCGAUUGCGGCGUAUCGGAUGAGACUGGCUCCAGCCUCCGCAGCAGAAUGUUCUUCAGGGCCACGCCCGAUGACAUCACCAAAGGGGAGCCAAUCAUGAAGGAUGCUUUAAAGGAAGUGGAGACGUUGCAGGGUCUGGUGAACGGCAGUCUUGGAGGGGCCGUGCAGGACGGCAUGUGCGCGACAGGGCCCGUAUCUCUGCCACGACGGGCAGAAACCUUCGGGGGCUUUGACAGUCACCAGAUGAACAUCUCAAAGAUCAAAGAUGGAGACAAAGAUGACACUGAAGACUCCACAGAGCUCCGCAGGACUGAGUCAGACAGCGUUCUAAAGAAGGCAAGCAACACCAACCCACUGCUUCUCCUAAAGAGGAACAACGAGCAGGUUCUUCAGAGCGUUGCUCAUCUUCAUGACCUGCUGAACACAUUGCAGGCUGUUGUCAUCCAACAGGACACUUUCAUCGAGGACCAGCGGCACGCCCUAACCGAGCGCCCUCAGCCUUCCUCUCGCCACCCCUCUAUAUCUUCCUCAUCAUCCUCCUCCUCGUCAUCACGGCCCAGCUCGCUCAUCGAGCAGGAGAAACAGCGGAGCCUGGAGAAGCAGCGGCAAGAAGUGGCCAGUCUGCAGAAGCAGCAGGCCGCCCACACCGAGGAGAGGAAGCGCAGAGAGAAGGAGUGGGAGGCUCGCGAGCGGGAACUGACUCGGAGGGAGACGCAGCUGCAGAACCAAGAGGAGGAGGUGCUGAAGAGACACACAGAGCUGGAGGAGGAGAAACAGGAGCUGCAGAAUAAAAAGGAGGAGUAUCAGAGAGACCUGGCACGACUCCGAGACAGCCAGAAGAAACUGGAGAGAGAUCGAGAGCAGAUUCAAAGAGAUGCAGAGCAGAUGAGACAAACGGAGGAACAGAGAAAGAACCGGACCCCCUCCACCACAUCAGAGGAAUCCUCCAAGUUCCAGAGCUCUGGCUCGUUGGACCGCGACCCCUCCGAAGUUGAGCUGUCCUCCUCCCCGUCUGCCAAAGACUUGCUGUCUCGCAUGGACUCCAAACGCAAAGGCAAGAACCUCAACCCCUUCUCCUCCAACUCGAGCCAGAAGGCCCAGAACAGUGAGGCGCAUAGCCAGAUUCCCAGCCGCCUGCUACAGCUGGCCAAACCCAAAGACAAGAAGAAGAAAAAGGGGAAGGGUCACCAGAACCAGACUGCAGAACCCCAGAGCACUGCGGCUCCAGACGCCACUCCGGACGGACAGGUCUUUUUUUGCUGAUCCAGGUCCCCUUUUGAUCCCCACUAUCCCACAAUUCCUCCAUGCCAGUAGUCUCUGGUUGUGGACCGUAAACUAGAGUUUGCACCCCUCCCUUACACAUACCUGUGGUCGUGAUGGGCGUCAGGCCUGGACAGGAAGUUUAAACUGAGCAUUUCCUGUGGCCUGAUUUUCGGCGCUCGGCAUACCGCACAGUGCCUUCGUCGCUCGCAUGCACGUAUGAAUAAAAUCACUGACCCCUGGGAUGCGGCUCAGGAUUCUUUUCUGGAGGAACAGAAUGUGUCGGAUACAUUUUUGAAUAUAAAAGAAAGAUUUAUGACAGCAGGUGACUUCACGCUGAGACAGCUGGCUUCACAACCGCUGUAAAAGUCAACUUUGCAUGCUCUCCGUUUCUCUGAAGGACAUUUGACUAAUGAAGACUAAUAAUGCAAGCGGGUGAACUUGGAUGGCAGUUUGCAAUGCAGGGACGAAGUAUCUAGACCUUUUGACAACAUGUCCUUCAUAACUAAUUGUAAUACUACACUUUCAGCAGACAAACAGAUAGGGUUUUGUUUUUAAUCUGGUUUUUAGACAAAACCUCAGAUUCUUGCAAGCAUACAGCACCAGGUUUAUUCCAUUUAGAAGGUUGAAAUUUGUCAAAUGAAAGCGUUUGAGAAUUUUAAAGAGCAUGACGAAAGCGUAGUGCAGUAAAAUAAUGUUUUGUUUUUAUUUAUUAGUUCUGUAAAUCACAUUUAUAUCCCCAAAUGACUGAAAGAGAUUAUAAAGUUUUUGUUUCACUGAAACGACACAGAAUGAUUUUGAUGUGACUCGUAGAGCUUCACACAGAGACCCCACAAGUUUAUGAUUUUUUUUCUUGUAAGCCUCAAUGCAAUUUUAAUCCUUAGCACUUUAUAAGCACAUUGUCAAGUGGAAAAAAAUAGCUGACUUUAAAAUGAAACAAUCGAUCAGCUCCACUUAACUGAUAAACAACCUCCGUUGUAUGAGGAGAACCAGAGGUUUUAUUGAUAAUCUUUUACUGUACCAUAUGAAUGUUAUUGUAAAUUUGUUCAACCAAACACAAUCGAGCUUUCAAGCAAGCUACCAAAAGAGCGGGUGUUUCAAUAGCAGUAUUUUCUUUUUUAAUUAAACAUAUGGAAUGUUGAAAUGAGGGAGUUUGGCAUUUGUAUGUAGCCAUGAGGAUGGAGUUUCUGAUUUGCAUGCUCGAGAUCCAUGGCGGACAUUUGGGCUAUUGAACUAAUAUUGAAUAUACAUUGUGUUUGUGUAUUAAAAGCCUGGACUGUACCCUCUAACUCCCAGUCAUAAAAACCCUCGCCUGCUGGCCAGGCUACCAGUUCUGUUGAACAUGAGGAAAUAUUUUAAGAAUGAGGGAAAUCCUGCAGAUGAACUGUUAAUAUAAGCUGUCUGCUUUUUUAUUUUCUUGAAAUUAAACUUCUACCCAACGUGCCUGUCUAAUGCAUUAGAGUGAUAAAUGUCUCAAUUCAUUUAUCAAACCCCACAGCAUCUCUCGUAGAAGUUUUAUUAUCAGUCAGAAUUUUCCACAGAGCUGUUGCCAAACUUCUUCAUGCUAUUAUGAAUUACACAUGGUGCUAAACUGAAGAAAAUGCCUUGGCCGUUAGAGGGCGCUGUUACGUAAUUCUGUCCCACCUGAACAGUAACGCAUUCACACUUGACUAAAAAACGCAGUCUGAUAUAGUUGUCGGCCAUUCCCUGUUUCUUUGGGGUUUUAAAGAACCAUUACGCUUUUUUAACCUGGUUUAAUAUUCCCCAGAUUUUGCAGUGUUUGUGGGUUCCUUUACGUCACCAAAUCCAAAAUUUCAAGAUGAACGAUUACUAGCUCACGUGAUGAGACUUGGAAGGGUUCUCGUUGAUUAAAAACAUAACGGCAUAACCUUAAAAAUGCACUAGAGAUGAAUUCCAGUUAUCGACACGUUAAAUCAAACUUCUGGAAAUUAAACAAUGGUUACAUUAUAGAGGGUACCGUAAUUUUGUGUAAAAAAGCGGGGAUGCAACACAUUGUGUAAAUAUCUGAAAUGUAAAAAAUGUAAAAGUAUUAAUUAUGGAUUUUCUUUUGUGGUUUGAUUAAAGCUUUUUAUAACUAG